GUGGCGUUGAACUCGAUUCGCAGGCGCGGCCGACCGCGCGGUCCCGUUCGACGACUCGGUUCGCUUUGCGCUUCUCGAGAGACGGGCAAGGACAGCACGGGAUAUUGCGUGAUGAAUCGCACGACUUGGUGUAAUGGGUGCGUAAGCGAGACGAGCGCGCUGAGCGGGCCGCUGCACAACCCCAGAAGCGCGCGUCCGACGCCCGCGAUGGGCUCGGCGAUUCGCGGCGCCAUUUCGGGCUCCGCCGUCACCGCCGCGGACGCCAUGAGAUCGAUCCCAAUCUCGCUCAAUCCCGCACCGAGGUACAAAAACACAAACAAACUGUGCGUCCACUCGCACGCGUGGCUAAAAGUCGCGAGCGAGCGGAAGAACCGAUUCCCCUUUCUGAUCUCUCGGUUGGCCCAAAUCCGCGCCUCGUUCGCCGACACCACGGGCACCAACUGCCUCGGCCUCGUCAGCGUCUCCGCGUCGUCCCCCCCGAGCACCGUAUUCAACACCGUUCGCAGCGCGAACUUCGCGUACUGCUCCACGCGAUCGUGCGCGCACGGCGAGAACCACUGCGCCAGCCUCGCCGCCGCCGGCGCCUUGGCCAACGCGAACGUCUCCCCGCACACCCGACACGCGUUCUCCUCCACGCCGUGCGUGCGCAGCGACACGCGCUGCCACCGCCUGAGACAGUGCACGUGUACGAACGCCGCCGUUCCCGCGCACGCGCACGGGCUCACGAGAUCGCCGCGCGGCUCGAAGCAAAAUCGACAACUCGGCCGCGCGGCUUCGUCGCCGUCCUCGUCGCCGUCGUCCUCCUCGUCCUCCAUCGCCGUCGUCGCCGCCGUCUUCGCGCUCGCGCGCGCGCUCGACGUUCGUCGACGUCCCUCCGCGCUCGCGAACCACCGUCUCGCGCGCGCGUCGUCGUCGCCGUCGUCGUCGUCGUCGCCGUCGCGAAUUCUGUCGAGCGCGCGCUCGUCAACCUCGAGCGCGAGCGCGAGCGCGUCCCGCGCGCGCCGCGACGCCGCGGCGCGCUCGCGAUCGGCGCGCGCCUUGACCGCGCACGCCGCGCACGCGACGAGCGCGAGCGGGAGCAUGGCGCGCGCGAGUCGGUGCCGUCACACGUCGACGUGUGACGGCACGCGCGCGCGCGGCGCUCGCCGCGCGAUGCGGCGACGACGGCGCUCGCGCGCGCGCGCGCGCGCGGUGGUCAUCGCGUGCGUCGUCGCCGCGCUGUGCGCGGGGUGCGAGGUGCGCGCGCGACGCCGCGGGCGCGCGAAGGCGACGUCGCGAACAUCGUUGACGCGACGACGAACGACUGACGACGACGACGCGACGACGGGGGCUCGCGACGCGCGCAGGGCGCGAGCGGGAAUAAAAAACGACGGCAGCGCGCGCACCGCGCGAAUUCGCUCGAUCGAGAGCUGUCGGUGA
Ostreococcus lucimarinus CCE9901 is the source of this 1419-nucleotide messenger RNA. RefSeq lists its product with no specific name. Lineage: Eukaryota; Viridiplantae; Chlorophyta; Mamiellophyceae; Mamiellales; Bathycoccaceae. The transcript has a single exon. The record is from RefSeq and is a predicted model, not a curated record. The annotation marks the transcript as partial.